AUGUCGGCGACGGGGCCCAUCAGUAACUAUUACGUGGACUCUCUCAUCUCUCACGACAAUGAAGACCUCCUAGCGUCCAGGUUUCCGGCCACCGGGGCUCACCCUGCCGCCGCCAGACCCAGCGGCUUGGUGCCGGACUGUAGCGAUUUUCCGUCCUGUAGCUUCGCGCCCAAGCCGGCCGUGUUCAGCACGUCGUGGGCGCCCGUGCCCUCACAGUCGUCCGUGGUCUAUCACCCGUACGGCCCCCAGCCCCACCUCGGCGCCGACACGCGCUACAUGCGGACUUGGCUCGAGCCGCUGUCCGGCGCCGUCUCCUUCCCCAGCUUCCCGGCCGGGGGCCGUCACUACGCCCUCAAGCCCGACGCCUACCCCGGGCGCCGCGCCGACUGCGGCCCAGGCGACGGCCGCAGCUACCCGGACUACAUGUACGGUUCGCCCGGGGAGCUGCGCGACCGCGCCCCGCAGACGCUGCCCUCGCCCGAGGCGGACGCGCUGGCCGGCAGCAAGCACAAAGAGGAGAAGGCCGACCUGGACCCUAGCAACCCCGUGGCCAACUGGAUCCAUGCCCGUUCCACAAGGAAGAAGCGUUGUCCCUACACCAAGUACCAGACGCUGGAACUGGAGAAGGAGUUUCUCUUCAAUAUGUAUUUAACCAGGGACCGACGAUACGAGGUGGCCCGUGUUCUCAAUCUCACUGAGCGGCAAGUCAAAAUCUGGUUUCAGAAUCGGAGGAUGAAGAUGAAAAAGAUGAAUAAGGAGAAAAGCGACAAGGAGCAAUCCUAA
Molecule: messenger RNA, 783 nt
Organism: Arvicola amphibius (Eurasian water vole)
Lineage: Eukaryota; Metazoa; Chordata; Mammalia; Rodentia; Cricetidae
Gene: Hoxc9
Product: homeobox C9
Exons: 2
Coding region: 1-783 (260 amino acids)
Biological process (GO): regulation of transcription by RNA polymerase II; embryonic skeletal system morphogenesis; proximal/distal pattern formation
Cellular component (GO): nucleus
Molecular function (GO): DNA-binding transcription factor activity, RNA polymerase II-specific; RNA polymerase II cis-regulatory region sequence-specific DNA binding
Source: RefSeq, a predicted model, not a curated record